Coregonus sp. 'balchen' is the source of this 4295-nucleotide messenger RNA. Lineage: Eukaryota; Metazoa; Chordata; Actinopteri; Salmoniformes; Salmonidae. The record is from the annotation of a GenBank genome assembly.
AUGACGGUCCUCAGUUUUACCGCUCAGGGUGUGAAACAUGGUAACGCAUUCACUCUCCAUCUUUCGAGGACACGAAACACUUGCAAGCCAAUGAAUUAUUGAUCACGUUUGGACAGUAUCCGUAUCCAUGCAGUGUCGCGACUUUUGGAGGUGUAACUGGGUAAGAUGUCCAUUUAAUAGUCUAUCUUUUCGUCUGUAUUGCAUUACGUAACGUAAAUGACGUGACAUUUCACAGACUUUCGCGGGUGAAUGGAGGACACUUGCAAAAUGUUAGAAUUCGAUGUGCUUAUUGUCGUUAGAUUUAUCGUCAUAUGGUCGUAUCCUAUGCCCCCUUGAUAGUAGCUCAUUGGUUGAAGGGGCCAAAUUGCCGGCUAUUUGCUAAGAAAUGCCAGGGAGGUGUACCUGUGUACAGUCUAAAAGUUGAGUGCAGUGACAGGUCAACCGAGGAUUCCUUUUUAUAUUCAUGGUAAUUGUAGUAGUCAGGGUAACACCCAACAAACGGCAGUUAUUGCAGGUGCGAUCAAGGAUUUUUACAGGAUUCGUGUGUGUGUGAGAGAGAGAGAGAGAGGGAGAGAGAGAGAGAGAGUAAGAGAGAGAUGGAGAGAGAGAGAGUUAUGACGACUUUUAGAGGUCGAACGAGCAUUGAGAGCGAUCUCUCGGCGCGAUGUCUAUCGCUCCCCUCUCGCGCCUCGCAACUCUCUCUCUCCGGCGCGCUCUCGCUCGCUCCUGCUCCUCUCUCCUUCGCUCGCUCUCUAGCUUUCUCUUCGCUCCUCUCUCCUCCUCCUCGCCCUCUCUCCUCUCUCUCGUCUCUCUCCCUCCUCUCCCCUCUCCCUCUUCUCUCUCUCUCUCUACCUCCUCUCAGAGAUGCCCAUUCCAUCCAGGAGACCGAAUAAGCAACUUUGUUACCAGGCAUAGCUUUGUCUCCCCUGGCACAGCGCGUCAUGAAAAGAGAAAGGCAUUUGGCAGUUAUGGUUGAUCAGCAUUUCUUUUCAUCCUCUUAGGUGCGUUAGUGAGGCAAACGUGUUCAUAACAAAUAGGCAUCUUAGAACAUUAGUAAGUCAUACAAUGGAGCAUACGCUGUCCUACCUAACAAGGAACGUUAAUAUUUACCAGUGAGUGAGGUAAGAAUGUCUAAAUAUGAUUAUACUAUGUAGAUAUGACAUGGGAAUGUUUGCAUUGGAUGCUGAAGCUACGUUUCUGUGACGAUAGCCAUCAUAUUUUUUAGAUAAGUGUAUACAUUAUUUUGAUUAUGGCUUUUGAACAUCAAGGCUAUUUGAUUGCAUAUGUCAUGUUUUCCUUAUUUUGAUAAUAAUAAUAAUAAUAAUUUGAUAAAACAUUUAAUAAUAAUAAUUUAAUAAUGAAUGUUUUCACAACUGGGCUGAAGUAUGGACUGUUGCUAUGCCCUUGUUCAUUAUUCAUGUAAAUGGUAUGGUACUGACUGGUGUUACUGGAGUUUAAUUAAUGUCAAGGUUUUCAUUAAGAAUCCUGCUCUUUUCUAGUUCAGUUAGUUUGGGUCAUUCUGUGGUAGCCAGAAGUUACCCUUGGGCAGGUGCUAUUCCUGAGCAUAUUAUAAUUACAGGCUGUUUGAGGACUCAUGAGUUGUUUAAGCAUGUUUAGUCGUAUGACCUGGAUGUCUUCUUCUUCUAGAUGACAGUGCAAUACUUCGGCAGCACAAAAGUGUGAGUUUGGCCCAUCGACACAGGACAAUGAACCACUGGAUUGUAAUCGUAUUGUUGCUGGCUACAUCAGUGGGCGUCGUUGAGAUGUUUGACAAUUAUGGAGAGACAUGUCGAAGAUUGUGUGCCUGUGAGGAGAAAGAGGGGAUACUAACUGUGGAGUGUGAAAGUAGAGGAAUAGUCCAUAUCUCUGAAGUUAGCCCCGUGUACUUCACAACAUAUCAUUUACUACUCACAGGGAACCUUUUGAAGAGGCUCUCCGCCAACGACUUUGUUGAAUACAAUGGGCUUACAAUAUUGCAUCUGGGCAACAAUGACAUAUCCAAUGUUGAAUCAGGAGCUUUUAAUGGACUACAGGGAUUAAAAAGAUUACAUCUCAACAGUAACAAAAUCGAUGCCUUGACGGAAGAUUUGUUUGUCGGCCUUGAAAGUCUGGAAUAUCUUCAGCUAGACUACAAUUCCAUCACCCAUGUCGAGCCAAAAGCCUUCAGCAAACUGCGUCAUCUGGAGGUCCUGAUUUUAAAUGACAACUUAAUUUCCACUCUCCCCACUAACAUUUUCCAAUAUGUCCCUUUGACUCACCUUGACCUGAGGGGGAAUCAACUGAAACUGCUCCCUUAUUCGGGUCUUUUGGAACACAUGGACAGCGUUGUGGAAUUACAACUAGAGGAGAACCCCUGGAACUGCUCUUGUGAGCUGAUCGCACUGAAGGCUUGGCUCGAGAGCAUAUCCUACACCGCUUUAGUGGGCGAUGUGGUCUGUGAGUUUCCAUUCCGGCUUCAUGGGAGAGAUCUUGAUGAAGUCUCUAAACAGGAACUGUGCCCCAGGAGAGCUAUUGCAGAGUAUGAGAUGCGUCCCCAGGCACAUCAAAGCACUGAUGCAUACUUUAGAACCACACCAGCCUCAGUCACAGCCCCGUUCACGUCCUCUGCCAUCUUACGGUCCUCGUCAAGGCCCACCAAGGGACCUCGCCUGUCAGGCAAGUUAAAGUCAAAACCCACGUCUCGCAUCCCCUCCAAUAAACCGCAAAACUACGGUCAAAUAGUCUCAUAUCAAACCAAAUCCCCUGUGCCUUUGGACUGUCCUACUGCCUGUACUUGCAAUCUCCAAAUUUCAGACCUCGGUCUGAAUGUUAACUGCCAAGAGAGAAAGAUUGAGCGCAUCUCUGACUUAAUUCCCAAACCCUACAAUCCCAAAAAGAUGUAUCUCACGGGGAAUUUUAUCCCUGUGGUGCGGAGAUCAGAUUUCGUCGAAUUGACUGGAUUAGAUUUGCUUCACCUUGGCAACAAUCUGAUCACUCACAUAUACGACAGAGCCUUUGGGAAUUUGACACACUUACGCAGGCUGUACUUGAAUGGGAAUUUGAUAGACCGCCUCACAGUCGAUAUGUUCUUUGGAUUAGAAAGUCUGCAGUUCCUAUAUUUAGAAUACAACAUCAUUAGAGAAAUUGUUUCAGACACCUUUCAGCAUGUCCCCAACCUUCAGCUGCUCUUCCUAAAUAACAACCUCCUGAAGACCUUACCCGGAGGAAUCUUUAAUGGGUUGACAUUGUCCAGACUAAAUCUUCGUAAUAAUCACCUCCGCAAUCUGCCUGUCAGUGGCGUGUUGGGUCAGCUGACAUCACUGGUGCAGGUAGACUUGUUCGAGAACCCCUGGGACUGCCGCUGCUCCAUCAUGAAGAUGAAGAUGUGGUUGGAACAGCUCAGCACCGGCACGGUUGUAGACAAUGUCAUCUGUGGCUCCCCUAAGAGACUGUUUGGGGAGGAUAUGCGAUACAUUAAGACAACUAAUUUCUGCCCUAAUAACUCUGAUAUCCUUGCCUCCAUGAUCCCACCCUCGGAAGAAUCCGUCCCCGGCAGCACUAUCACCAUAGAAACAUCCUUGGAUUAUGACACACAGAUCAACAGUGUUCCUCUGUCUGUUGUGAUCCUUUCCCUGCUCCUGAUCUUCAUCGUUUCAGUGUUUGUCGCUGCAGGACUGUUUGCGGCUGUGACGAGGAGACGUCAAAAGACACUAAAUGAGCAGAGUAACUCCAUGAACGCGUGCAUUAGUUCGCUGAACAUGGAGUACGGUCUUUACAAAAAGGGAUCCAUUCCAAAAGUCAGGACUUCUGCAGGGCAUGUAUAUGAGUACAUCCCCCCUCCCACUGAGCAAACGUAUAAAAAUACAGUCCCAACAUUCUAUAGGCCAAUGGAGAACAAAUCAGUGGAUGGGUACAGAGACUUUGAUCAGUUGAAUGUGGCAUUUCUGAAUAAUCACUCAGAAGAAGAGGCAGGUAGUAACGCAAUAAGCUCUGAGUACAGUGUUAGCACUCCACUCAACAAACACCCCCCCUUACAAGACGAUGUCCUAGACCCAGACAAGCCGUCAUCCUACAGCAAUACUUUACCAUGCAGGCAUACUGCCCAUUCAUCAAAUCAGUAUAACUCAGACUUCAAUGUCAGACAUCAAUACAUGCACCCAGAAAGAAUACAACAGACAAUAUUGUAUUGCACAGCACCGAGUGCUGUUUAUGUUGAGCCUAACAGGAGCGAGUACUGGGAACUGAAAGCCAAGCUUCAUAGUGAUCCCGACUACCUUGAAGUUCUUGAGAAACGUACCACAUUCACCCAGUUUUGA